Molecule: messenger RNA, 884 nt
Organism: Rubroshorea leprosula
Lineage: Eukaryota; Viridiplantae; Streptophyta; Magnoliopsida; Malvales; Dipterocarpaceae
Source: the annotation of a GenBank genome assembly
CCACACAAGUUUCCCUGAUUCCAAGAAACAACAAUGGAGAAUAGAGAAAUUAAGCCACAGCUGAAGAGGGGUCUUUGGAAACCAGAGGAGGAUCUGAUUUUGAAAAAUUACGUGGAGACGCACGGCGAGGGCAAUUGGGCAACUGUGUCUAAGAGAUCAGGGCUGAUGAGGGGAGGGAAGAGUUGCAGGCUGAGAUGGAAGAAUUACCUGAGACCCAACAUCAAAAGGGGCGGGAUGUCUGAGGAGGAAGAAGAUCUCAUCAUCCGCAUGCACAAGUUGCUAGGAAACCGAUGGUCGCUAAUCGCGGGACGACUUCCGGGUCGUACAGACAAUGAAGUGAAGAAUUACUGGAAUACCCAUUUGAACAAGAAGUGCCUUCUAGGCAAAAGAAAAACCCUCGACACAAACAUCCACACUCAUGCCCACGAGGAGAACAAGCUGAACGGUGAGAAACGGCAGCGAUUGGAUAAUUCUCCGCCCACUUGCAAUAAGGGAACACCGGUAUGUAGUACUGCCGAGGGGGGAUCCGAGGGGGAGAAAGAGGUGAAGGAAGAGAGUAAUGUUGGUGAUAAUUGGAUGGAAGAUGUUGACUGCUUCAAGCGCGAGGUGGAUUCUCCCUUGAUGCUUCUCGGAAACUCUAUGUUUGCUCUAAAUGAUGAGCCAUUCGCUGCAAGCUGGGAUUCCUUUCCACUGUUUGAAACGUAUGGUUGCAGUGGCGAGGAGACAUUGAGUGAAUUUUUGCGAGGGUUUUGGCAAUGAGAUUGCCUUUUGCAUUUUAUGUAAUGAAAUGUUUGGAAUUAACAUUAACAAAAAAAAAAAAAAAAAUGUUUGAUAAGAAGGGGCUUUCCCUUUUCAUGAUUGUUAACUAAAAUUCCUCAAUCUGU